AAAAAAGCUGAAAAGAAAUUUUUUGCACAAAUAGAGGAGAAAAAAAUUUGUGUAGCCAAUUUUAGUGUAGUAGGCCAAAAAAAUUCACAACAUUCCAUUAGAUUAAGACAAAUUCUCAUCAUGCCAAAUAGAAUAAUUAAGCGAUAUCGUCGCGAUCGAACUGAAAUUUCAUGUUUUCUUAAAUACUCAAUUUUUAGUGUCAAUGUUGUUUGUUGGAUAUUUGGAUUAUGUAUUUUAUCGAUAGGCGUUUGGGCAUUAAAUGAGAAAAAUGUUUUUAGCAAUAUUUCGUCCAAAAUCUUUUUACAAGAUCCAGCAUUCUUUGGAAUCAUCUUUGGGUCAAUUGCUUUUAUUAUUGGCUUUACAGGAUGUGUUGGAUCGCUGCGUGAAAAUACUUUUCUCCUGUCUUUAUACACAUGGUUCCUAAUAAUCCUCCUCAUAGCUGAAAUCUUCCUCGGUGUCCUCGUUUUUAUACUUAAAGAUAAAGGAUGGAUCAAAAGUCAAGCAACAAAUGGCCUUAAAGGCUUCAUAAUGCAUUACAGGGAGGAUCCCGAUCAACAGAAUCUCAUCGAUUGGCUUCAAUCGUCGUGGGAGUGUUGCGGCAUUGACGGUCCAUCGGAUUGGGAUCAAAAUUUGUAUUUUAAUUGUACGUCCAGUAUUUUGGGAUCGAGAGAGGCGUGUGGUGUUCCUUUUUCAUGCUGUAAAACAAACACAAAUGAUAUAAUUACGAAUAAGCAAUGUGGAUAUGACGUGAGAAAAGAAGGAUUCAACCUUGAAGUGUCAAAAAUUGUCUACGAUAAAGGCUGCAUUCAAACUGGCGAGGAACUGAUGGAGGAAAAUUUGAUUAUGAUUUCCACAAUUUUUAUUUUGUGCUUGUUUUUCCAGAUCCUUGGAAUCGUAUUCUCUCAAAACCUGAGACAAGACAUUCUUGCUCAAAAAGCUAAGUGGAAAUGACAAUUGAUUUCCACAGAGCCUGUUGCCGUCUAGACUUAAUAAGAUUUUAAGAUGUUAUUUUCUACAAACUGCCGUCAAAUUCUUACUCAAAAACAUUACUUUAUUGGAGCUGGAAAUUAAAAGUUUUGAUUACUGAUUGAUGGUUUUUAGGGCUGUGUCACAUCCUAAUCUCUGAGGAGAUAAGGAUGAAGUUUAGGAAUACAAAGUAAAUUAUUAAGUUUGGGUAGAUGGUCAAUAUUUCUUUGAAUCUAAUAUUGACUGUAUGGUUGGUUCUUGUGAUUUUUUGACAUUGCUUCUCUCAUUUGGUACAAUAAUUAUCUGCGUAGACAUUCAUAGAAUCGUCGUCUAUUUUAUAAACAGUUUUAACGAAUGUGCUGCAUUUUUAAGACUCAAAAACGUCCAAAUUAUCUUCCUUUUGCUUUAACACUUACCAAAUGACUAGAUUGUAGUGGAUGUUGUCGUGCUUUUAACUUGAAUUUGCACUUAAGGUCCAAGUAGGAUACAAGGAUACAAGUAGGGCAAAAGCAGUUGCAUGGAAGCCAUGACGAUGAAAAUAUGUUGUUAAAUUCGACAAUUUUGAUGAAUUUGAUCUUAACUUUAACUCGAGACAGACAUUAACACAUCUGACAGAAUAGGAAGUAGAUUGCUGCAAUUGAAUCAACAGAUUUCCAUUUUUGCUAAGAAUUUUAUAUCCUAAAAAUGAUCAGGUCAUCUAAACUAGACACCAAAAGCAUCAACAGUAAUCAAAGCAGUUUCCAGCUCAACAAAGAAACCAGAAGGAAUGAAGAAAGUAAAACAUAAGACGAUAAAACUUAUUAAUUAUGAAAAAAGCUGUAUUUUAAAUAUUUAACACUUUAUUGUGCUAUUUUUAAGUACUUAACGACAAAGAACUUUGCCCAAAAUUUAGAAAUUUUUUAAUUGAAAAUUUUAAUGGACUGAAAAAAAAACUAAAUUAAUACUUACAUGCCGCUCCGCUCAUGCCAAUAAGCAAAGUAAAAAAAAUUAACAAUUAGUCCACAUGGCAAAACUUUGUUGCUAAUCUGUGAUUAACAUAUAAAAGUCAUAUCAAAAAAAAAAUUUAAUUAUUAUUAUUAUUAACAAUUAAUUUUGGUGAAAAAAUAAAAAAAUACAUGAAAAACGAUGAUAAUAAUUGUGUGUAACGCUUACAAGACAAAUAUGAUGAAGAAACUUAAUAUUAAUGAAGAAAGAUAAAAAAAAAAAAAAAACAAUUUAACUUUUAUUCCUUUAUAUGAAAGAUAAAACUUAAAACGUGGAAAUGGAAAAUAAUAGAAUUAAAAUAAUGAUGUUAAUGUAAAUGUAAGAUUAUUCAGUAAGUGAAG
This is a messenger RNA of Chironomus riparius, 2291 nucleotides long. The record is from the annotation of a GenBank genome assembly. NCBI's taxonomy places the organism in Eukaryota, Metazoa, Arthropoda, Insecta, Diptera, Chironomidae.